Thlaspi arvense is the source of this 948-nucleotide messenger RNA. The record is from the annotation of a GenBank genome assembly. NCBI's taxonomy places the organism in Eukaryota, Viridiplantae, Streptophyta, Magnoliopsida, Brassicales, Brassicaceae.
AUGACUAUCUCUGUCGAAAACCCUGUUUUUGUGCAUGAGGAUUUUACGACCCAAAAAAAGACCGAAGAGUUACAGUUGGACAACGGGGUUCUAAUGACGAAGAAAUCAUCUGAUGAUGAUGUGUUUUUGGCUCCUGAGAUGAAUGCAUUUGGUCGUCAAUUCAGAAAUUACGAGGAUACGAACAGCGAGAGGCAGAAAAGCGUCGAGGAAUUCUACAAAACACAACACCACAAUCAAACUUUAGACUUCGUAAAGAAAAUGAGGGAAGAGUAUGGGAAAUUGGACAAGAAGGUGAUGAACAUUUGGGAAUGCUGUGAACUCCUUAACGAAGUGGUUGACGAGAGUGAUCCUGAUCUUGAUGAACCACAAAUUCAGCAUUUGCUUCAAUCUGCAGAGGCAAUCCGUAAGGAUUAUCCUAAUGAAGACUGGCUUCAUUUGACUGCUCUUAUCCAUGAUCUUGGGAAGGUUCUUACUCUUCCACAGUUUGGAGGGCUUCCUCAGUGGGCUGUUGUUGGUGACACAUUUCCUGUUGGAUGUGCAUUUGAUGAGUCUAACGUACACCACAAGUAUUUUAUGGAAAACCCUGAUUUUAACAACCCAAAUUACAAUACGAAAACUGGGAUCUAUUCUGAAGGAUGUGGCCUUGAAAAUGUUUCCAUGUCAUGGGGCCAUGAUGACUACAUGUAUAUGGUGGCCAAAGAGAAUGGGAGCACCUUGCCAUCCCCGGGACUGUUCAUCAUCCGAUACCACUCCUUUUAUCCAUUGCACAAGGCUGGAGCUUACACCCACCUUAUGAAUGAGGAAGACAAGGAGAAUCUCAAAUGGCUCCAUGUUUUCAACAAGUACGACUUAUACAGCAAAAGCAAAGUACACGUCGAUGUCGAGAAGGUUAAGCCGUACUACAUGUCGAUUAUCAAGAAAUAUUUCCCGGAAAAUUUGAGGUGGUGA